Molecule: messenger RNA, 622 nt
Organism: Aspergillus brunneoviolaceus CBS 621.78
Lineage: Eukaryota; Fungi; Ascomycota; Eurotiomycetes; Eurotiales; Aspergillaceae
Exons: 1
Coding region: 9-383 (124 amino acids)
Source: RefSeq, a predicted model, not a curated record
CUGCAGUGAUGAUUAGUCUAGUUAGUCUGCGGUCGGUGCCCCGCCCCUCCUCCUUUUUUCCUUCUCUCUUAGCGUCUCUUGCCACGUUUUUCACGAUCCCAAUCGGCGCGGUGCAUUGCCGUCCGCGUCUUUCCGUUGCCGCCAGAACCCACACCUCCAGUCAGCUGCGUGGUGCUCUCCAGCCCCUUCCGCCCGGUCGCUGGUCUCCGAAUUCUCCAGAGGUCUCAGCUUCUUUUUUCUUUUUGUGGUCCGUUUCGUCCUCCUUAGCUCCACUGCGGUCAACCGUCGAGUUUGUUCGUGUUGUCUGGGCGCUCGCCCUUCCAGAGAGAUCCCAGACCUCCCAGUAUGUACCAUGGUUCCAUGGUACAAAGCGGUCCCGAUGAAACUAGACGCUGCGAGGCAAGGGGACCGCAACUCACCAGCACCAACCGCUUACCCAUACUCCUCUCUCGCACACACACUCUCUCUCUCACUCUCUCUCCUUUGGUGAUCAUUGAAUCAAUCAAAGUCUUCCUGAGAGCAGCCCAAUCUGAGGCGUGGUCCAGCCCUUUCAGUCACCUUGGACAUACCGCCGUCGAAAUUUCCCUUUCUCAAGCGUGGGAAGCACCGCAUCUGGCCUGGG